UUUGAAUUGCAUACAAAUGUCUUCGAAAAUCGUAAACGUUUCUGAAGUGAAAAAAAAGCUUAAGAGUGUAAUAGAAAAUUUAAAGUAUUUGGAAAGUAACAAAGAAGAUGCGGAAAAUUUUUUACCUAUACAGCAAAAAAUAUUCUGCAUGCUUAAUGAAGUAGAAGCUCUUCCUUUGAAAGCUAUUAAAUCGCGAAUAGAAAAACGAAAAAAAAGAAGACAGAAGAUUAAAUUAAAAAAAAAAAAAAUUAAACUUAUAAACAUUGAAUUAGCAAGAACUGCAAAACCAAUAAGCAGCCAUAAUCAAGAAGCCACACUUAAUAAAAUAGAAAAGCAUUUAACAACUAAAAGAAGCUAUCAGCAAUUAAAAACAAUAUAUGAAGGCCAACGUUUCCUUAAAAUUUUUAAGUUACUUGAAAAUUUACACCUAAGUCGAGGGCAAAGUGCAGAUGAAACUAAAAGAUUUGCACAAAAAUUUCAACGUUUAAUAACUGUAUGGAAGACUAUUAUUCUAGAGAAGCAAAAUUGUAAUGAAACCUUAGAAAAUCAAUGGAACACAGCACUAUUUGGUAGUCCGUCAUCUAACCACCACCACCUUGAUCUGGAGAAUUUCUUGCGCAGAAGGACAAUUUGGGAUUCUUUUAUAUCAUCUAAAGGUUCUUCCAUACCGCCAGGUUGGAUAUUGCCACCACACCACGCAAAUAACGAAUGGUCUGCACAUCUUUGCUCUUCAUAUCCUUAAUAUAUUUAUUUAGA
Molecule: messenger RNA, 756 nt
Organism: Glossina fuscipes
Lineage: Eukaryota; Metazoa; Arthropoda; Insecta; Diptera; Glossinidae
Exons: 2
Coding region: 17-742 (241 amino acids)
Source: RefSeq, a predicted model, not a curated record